Molecule: messenger RNA, 1818 nt
Organism: Erpetoichthys calabaricus (reedfish)
Lineage: Eukaryota; Metazoa; Chordata; Cladistia; Polypteriformes; Polypteridae
Exons: 5
Coding region: 100-1797 (565 amino acids)
Molecular function (GO): calcium ion binding
Source: RefSeq, a predicted model, not a curated record
GUCUGCUCCGACUCCAUAAAGAGCACUAGGAAUAUAUUCAGAUAUCUCUAUAUAUGUUCAGUUUAGAAGAAGAACGCUUCAUUUAAAACCGGCUAGGCCAUGAGUCUGUUGCAAGUUGUUUUUUGCAUGCUGCUUAUUUCUGGAGUUCUUGUAAAUUAUGGUCUUGUGAAUGGAGGCUGUCUUACAAUCAAGCACGUACCAAAUGGACGCAUGUUCUUUCGGUAUGGGGGACUGUAUGCAAUCUUUACAUGCAAUCAUGGCUUUAAAGUUCAUGGAUAUCACACCAGCAGUUGUGUUGCUGGUCGAUGGACCAGGGCACCCCCUAUUUGUGUAGCUGCUGGUUGCCCAGACAUUGGAAGCAUCCUUCAUGGAAGUCGGACUUUGAAUCACGACAGCUCGUUGAUCUUCUUUGCAUGUGAUAAAGGUUAUCGACUCUCAGGACCCUCACUUCUUUACUGCAAUGGCCCAACAUGGAAUGGCUCCAAGCCAGUAUGCAAAGAGUCUGACAUGACAAUUUCUGAAAAAUACAAGCAUCUUCUAAGAUCCAGAUUUCUCCCAGGCCUGAACACCCCAUCUGGAUGGAAACAAUUCCUUCGAUUUCCAUUUGGGAAUGUUGCCAACUCUGCCAAUAAAGACAUUUUCCUUAAGCAGGACUUAAUUCCAGAGCCUAUUUCAAAGAGAAUCCAACAAAAAGUGAUUGAGAGUGAUCCAGCUCCUGGUGGAGAGCCUGUCCGUGAUCGAGAGGAGAAUCCAUAUCUAGACAAAGCUCUUCAUUCAAGGGACAACAAAAAUGACAACCAUCACAAAAUGCAAAGCAGAUUCCUGCAGAUCAGUCCAGAAUCCAUCACUGAAUUUUCUUCACCAACUAGAAAGCCUGACACCAAUGUUUCAAUGACAACAACAUCAGAUGUACUUAUGGAAAGUAACAUUCAGUCUUCAGAUACCAAAAUGUCUUCAUUACCUACAUACACUCCAGCAACAUCCAGCAAUGAUUUAUACCCCAAAUCUUCACCCACUGAUGUUUAUUCCAGACUAAGGUCAUUCAACACAGCUGAAUCCACACUCUCCUUUUUUAGUUCAUUUUCUGAAAACAAAACAUUGGUAACUAAUCUCACAGAAGAACAUCCUCGUUUAUCAGACACCAGUAAAUCAGCAGGCCCUACUGCAUUACACAGGGACCAUAUACUAGGGAUCACUAUUCCAGACCAUUUUCGCACAGCAGGUUACACAAUUAAAACUGAGACAAACAGCUCUACACCCCAUAAUAACUUCUCUUCGGAUGAUGGAGAAUUAACAUUUCUAACUGCACCAAAAGAUAACCAAACAAAGACUAUUCAUGGUUUGACAUUCCAUGAUACAAUAAAUGCUUUACCAGGAAGUCUUCCAGGUGUUGCUGACAAUCCUGCUAUUGCACAAAACAAUUUUGUGGAAAUUGAACUUCAGCAAGUACCGCUGUCUCCAUCUAGAAGAAGGCCAGUGUGUCCUUAUCCUCCGUUGCCAGCUCAUGGCACAUUCUACUUCCACACUAUGGCUGAUGCAUCACCACAGCAGUACAAAUACUACAUACAGUAUUCAUGUUACACCGGACACAAACUCACGGAUGGUGACGUCUACAGCUUCUGUUUACCAAAUGGGACCUGGAGUGGAGUUACACCUACGUGCUUAGACAGAGAUGAGUGUUCGGAGAAUAAUGGGGGCUGCCAGCACAACUGCUCAAAUACUCUGGGAAGCUACCAAUGCUACUGUCAGCCUGGCUUUCAGCUGGAACUAGACCAAAGAUCAUGCACAGGUAAGUGAUAAAUACAAAUGCACAUUUCC